UGGAAUAGACCGGUCAAGAUGCGAUGCUGAAUAAAAGAGGUAUGCUUGUUUUUUCUUUUUUAUAAGGGAACUUGAAGGGAAAAGCCUGUCAAGAUGUCGCAGGGCGGCGGCGCAUCGGGUGGUCCGAAGAAGGGCCUUACGCUCGAUGACCUCAUUGCGGCCAUUGACCGACAUGAAAGGAACCCGAGCAAUAUCCCUAAAGUGGAGCAACGUCAGGUACGCCUGCAAAGGCAGAAGAGAAAGGAAAAAGAUGCGACCGCUUCUGGGACCCCGGGGGUAACAAGGAUUGUUACAUACGUACUGGCACAGUUGGGAUAUGCGACAGAGCCGGUGGUGCAAAGGAGGGUAGUAACGGUUGUCCAAGUGAAAGGAACGGAGCCGGUGAUAGAGCAGGCUGUUCAGGAGGAACUCUGGGAAGAGGAAGAGUCGGUGCCGCAGCGCCUGACGAAGGCCCAACGCAAAGUGCGUAACUUGGCGCAGGGCGGACAGGGGUCAGGAAAAGCGCAGGCGCCUCAGGCCUUGACAGCAACCCCUUUGAAUGUGGCGGAUCCAUCAUCUAGUACGGGCCCCUCACAAGGAGGGGCGCCCUCCUACGGACAGUGGCCCUGGCCGGUGAUCAAUGCAAUCGUACCAUGGGGUAGCCCGCCACCAGUAGCCGGACCGCAAACGAGUAUGCCGCCACCCAUCUACCCCGCAGCCCAGGCCCAGCCUGUGGCCCCGCCGCCGUCACCCGCUCCCAGUUCACAGAAAAGCGUGGCUGGAGGUGGGAACCAGGGGCAGGGCAAUCAAGGCAACGGAGGGAGGGGUGGAGGAAGGGGGCGAGGCAGGAAUGGCGGCGGAAGAGGAAGGCAAUGGAAUGGCCAAGGCCAGGGGUACCAAGGCCAAGGGAGUCAAGGCCAGGGGUACCAAGGCCAGGGGUACCAAGGCCAAGGGAAUCAAGGCCAGGGGUACCAAGGCCAAGGGUACCAAGGCCAGGGGUAUCAAGGCCAGGGGGAUCAGGGAAGUCAGGGGUAUGGAAGACCCCGUUUUGACUGGAGGACGACUAUCUGCCAACAUUGUGACCAACAAGGCCACACUAUAAGGUUCUGUAAUAUAAGACGGGAAGACGAGAGGAGCGGGUUGAUUUCCUCCACUAUAGAUGGGAACAUCUAUGAUCAGUUUGGGGAGGCCAUUGACAGAAGGCUUGGAGGAGUGAGGGCGGAAGCCCAACGAAGGGCGGCAGCUGGGCCGCCACCCCCUGCCAUGUUCAGGCUAUGGCAGGAGAGGAAAGGACCGUCGGUGGGGAUAGAGAAAUUUCGGUUAUGGCAGGAAAAGGAAGAACCACCGAUUGGGGUAGAGGAAGUGGGAAGCGAUGAGGAAGUGACUCAAGAGCCACGAGGAGGAAGUAAGGGGGAAGAGUUCAUAAUCAUUGAUUCGGAUGACGAAAAUGAGGAAGAAAGAAUGGAACCUUCGUCCGUCUUGUUGGGGAAAAUAGAGGACCUGCUGGAUAAGAUGGGGAGGUACCAACAAAAGUUGGUGGACCUCUUUGAGGAAGUGAGGAAGUGGAAGUCUAACAUCCCCAAGGUGUUCCUCUACGACUCUGGUCCGGAGUCAGCGCCUGGGCGACCCAGAGUAAAUGUGGGAGGAGGAUCAGAGAGCGGAGCAGCGGGCAAGGAAAAGGGAGCCAGGGGAGAGGUCGAGCCGGUCAUGCGCGACGGACCGCCCAAAAGGAAAAAGUAUCCAGUUCGGUUGGAGGAGGGGUUUGUCGUGGAGAAAGUGAUCGACCGGCUGCUAGAAGGGCACAAUGACCUCAUGACUAUGAAGGAAAUCCUAGCGUCGGCCCCUCGACUCCGCGAUGAACUGAAGGGGAGAUUGUCGUGGCGCCUGGUGCCCAAUGUCCAUCUGGGUACGAUCCUGCCCAAGAAGGCAGAGUUGGCGGAGUCAGGUACGAAGAUGGACUGGAAGUGCGUAGCCUGCGGCACGGUGGAUUUGGUGGUGAAGGGUUCCAAGUGCGCAGCAAUGGUGGACAUCGGGGCAGAGAUGAACAUUAUUCGGGAGGUGGACGCGAUCAGAUUCGGGCUAGAUAUAGACCGUUCCGACUGCAGUAUUCUGCACGGAGCCAGCUGCAAGGCCGUAUUUUGUGGGACAAUCUCGAAUGUACUUAUCGAGGUUGGAAAGGUGAAGGCCUGGGCUUGCUUCUUCAUCAUUCCGGACGUGGAUCACGGAAUCCUCCUAGGGAGGAAGUUAGUCUGUCAGGACCAGGAAUGGGUUUGGGGUGAAGAGCAAGAAGAGGUGGUGGCCAGAAUGAAGGAGGAAUUUCGAGAAGGAGGGUUGGUGUUAGGAGCGCCCGAUUAUGAUGCCACGGAAACACGACCCUUCAUUGUCGAAACAGAUGCGGGGCCAACUACCUUAGGAGGAGUUCUAAUCGAGGCAGACAUAGAGGGAAAGGAAAGACCUUUGAGAUUUGAGAGUCGGACUCUCUGUACGACCGAGAGGAACUACUCUCAGUUCAAGAGGGAGACCAUUGUCGUCCUCCACUGUCUACGAAUCUUGCGGAACUACAUCUUCGGCAGGAGGUUUAUUUUGAGAGUGGAUCCGACCGCCCUGGCGUACUCUCUAAGGAAUUACGUUCCAUCGGAUCCAACGGUUGCCAGAUGGCUGACGUACAUCUGGAUGUUCAAUUUCGAAUUGGAACGGAUUCCUGACACGUUGGCCAGCUCGCAUAGCCUGGUGGAGGACAUGAGGACGAUUGAGGAAGGACCUGGCCAGGGAGAACGGCAUGAGGACCUAAUGGGAGGAAUGUAUCUCCUCGUCAACACGUUAUUGCAGGAAAGCCUCGACCAGUCAGGCUCGUUGAACCCGGCAGGGAAUGUGGACGAAGUGUCCGAGAGCCAAGACGACGAGUUCGAGGAAGGGGAGAUUAAGGAGGCUUUUCGUGCAGAGGAGUAUGACGGGAUCUACCUAGAGCUGGGGCUUCUUCUGUCAUGUGAAAUGCGACUUAGGGAUGCGAGCGAUAGAGCUCAGAGGAUGCUGCAGCGCUACUUAGUGCGAGACGACCACCUUUUCGUGAGAAGAGAAGUGGGGAAUCCCAGGAGAGUCGUCUGCGGUAGGAACCGUCAGAUUGACGUCGUAGCUGCGCUUUACGAUGGCAUUACAGAAGGGCAUCGAGGGGUACAAGCUACGUAUGCCAAGAUAAGUGAGUUGUACUACUCGGAUGGGAUGAUGGACAUGUUUGGGAAGUUCUGCCGAUCUUGCCCAGGAGAAGAGGAACCGGAGACGGAUCCAGAGGCUGAGGAGCGAGGGGCAUACCCUGAGUGUGGGUUGGGACCAAUGGAGUUCCAUCGGUUUACCGAGGGUGGAUUGAGGAGGUCGCCAGCACGCACACAGGAGGAGCCGUCAGCAUCUGAGGGGCCCUUGAGGGAGUUGGAGACACAUUUGGAUAUCUCUCGGUGGAGGGCGUCGCCUCGGGGUGAGGAGCAUGGAGAGCAGGCGGAGGAGGUACCACGAGAGGAGGUGCCACAGGAGGAGGUGUCACGAGAGGAGGUGCCACAGGAGGAGGUACCACGAGAGGAGGUGCCACGAGAGGAGGUGCACCUAGCAGCUUAUGCCCUGGAGCACCCAGACCUGGAAGAGCCAGCACCUGCAGCGCCGCGCCAGGAGCCGUGCCAGCCCGAGAAGGAGAUGAAGGCAGAGAUCCCGAAGAGGGUCGACCUCCGCACGAGGGAAAGGGCGCCAGCUGGAGGGACAGCAGAGGAAAAGAGGGCGAGAAAAACCAGGAGGAUAGACGAGAUAUGGCAAGAGAGGCAGAGGUUGGACGCAGCGGGGGAGCUUCCGGAGCAGCAGCAGGAGAGGCAGAGAUCGGAGGCAGCAGGAGCACUCCCAGGUCAGCCACCCAGCACGUCAGCUAGGGCCCCGGAGAUCCCUGAGAUGUGGAGGGACUUCUGGGAGCAGAGAGGAGAGGAGCUUCCUUCGCCAGUCAGAGCUGGGUUUGGGGUAGCAAGAAAGACGGAAGAGAGAUUGGAUCGAAAAAUCAAGUUCCUGGCCAAGACAACUUUUGACCGGCACUUGUUACUGGAGGGCGAUCUGGCAGGGAAGAAGAGAAAGGAAGCAAGUCAUGGAGUGGAGAGAGAGGCAUUCGAGUUCAGAGGCCCUAUCGAGCUCGCGACGCUGCCAGUGGCGGCGGCGGGCCCAGUCGUACCUUUGGCAGUAGAGGAGGGGCGGCCACCAUCUAGCAGUGAGCCGGCUCAAGGCUCAACAGAGGGAUCCAUGGGUGUGCUCCUUGUGGCGGUGCAUACAAUGCAGGAGGAGGUGAGUUUGUUUUCACCCGAGCAGAGGAUAGAGGAGCCUCUUGAGAGAGAGAUGGGGAUUGAGGCGGAGGGUGCCAUCGAGGGCGGGCUCCAGAGGUUGGGCACGCCUGAGUAUGGACCAGAGGAGAUUGAGGAGCAGCCAAUGGCAGUGCCAGGAGAGACACUCGAGAGGAGACCUCAGAGGUUGAACACACCGAAGUACGUCCCAGCGACAGAGGAUUUGAGGAGCAGACUGGGAUCUUGGGCUACUGAAUCUUGGUCUGGGGGACCGGUUCCUGGGAUAGAGCAGCAGGAGGUCGUUAGUGUCGCAGCUCCUCGACCAGAGCAGCAGGGGGUUGUCAGUACCUUGCUAGGAUCUCCUUCAUCACCACCUCCUCAGCCCAAGAAGAAGAAGUUCAAGAGGAAGGUUGAUCAGCUAUGCUUCUACUGCAAGAGAGGCAUGCAUCUGACUCUGAACUGUUUCGAGUUCCUUGAGGAUAAGGCAGAAGGGAAGGUCUUAGAGGCAGGGGGUAAGAUGUAUGAUAGACAGGGUAGGAUAGUAGAGAAGUCCGGAGAUGGACUUAGGGCUCAGUUAUAUAGGCAAAACCAGGAGGUGUUGAGGAGGUAGGACCGGUUUGUCUAUGUAAGUGGGCGAGUAUCUUGUGAGGCAUCAGCUUA
Molecule: messenger RNA, 4943 nt
Organism: Chara braunii
Lineage: Eukaryota; Viridiplantae; Streptophyta; Charophyceae; Charales; Characeae
Source: the annotation of a GenBank genome assembly